Neurospora tetrasperma FGSC 2508 is the source of this 282-nucleotide messenger RNA. RefSeq lists its product as uncharacterized. The transcript has 2 exons. The record is from RefSeq and is a predicted model, not a curated record. The coding region runs from base 1 to 282 and encodes 93 amino acids. Lineage: Eukaryota; Fungi; Ascomycota; Sordariomycetes; Sordariales; Sordariaceae.
AUGAGCAUUUUACCGCUUCCCCAAGCAAGAGACAGCCCUGCAGCGUCUUCCCAAGCUCAGGAGCAACCGGAUCUCACACGGUCCAUCACACCCACGGUGACGGACUCAGGAAUUUCCUCCGGCGACCACCAGCUCGCCGCCCUUGUCUCCCAGUACGCCAUUGCCUGCGGCACCAACCAUCUACGGCGUCCUCCUCCGCUGCCUCCCGUCACUAGCGACGCCUUCAGCGGCCUGGAUCUUUACAUGCCGCUGCACUUUCGGUAUCUGCACACCAGCGCCUGA